AUAUAUAGUAAUUAAAAAUUCAGUUACAAUUUACUAAUAUGUUUUGAUUUAUAUAAAUAAAUAUAGUUCAAUAGGGGAAGACGAAUAUAAUUGUACUAAAAAAUUAUAUAUUUCAGGAAAAUUAAAAGCAAGAAAUGAAAAGGCUCAUUACUCAAAACAAGAUCAUAAUGUUACUAUCUCAAAGAAUAAAAAUGAAUAAUUAAUUUAUAAUUACAAAAAAAAAAAAAAAUUAAUCAUGUUUAAACAAUCGCGGUCGAAACGAAUGAUGGCGCCGUAAUCGUUUUAUACCAUUCAUCAUUAGCAGUUAAUGUAACUGCAAGUCUAUUUUUACCGACAUAAACUUUUAAUAUCUAAUAUAAUUAAGAAUUAUUUUAAGCAUGACUAUGGCAAUGAAUUACUUCGUGAGUAAUGAUUGGAAUAAAAAUCAAUAUCAAAAUCUAAAUAACAUACGUACCCAUCAAAACACAUCAACAACACGGACCGUCCUUAAUGUGAUUGUACUUGGCUUUUGUUCGGCUUUAAUAGUAUUUUCAUUUUGGAAUUUCAAUCAAUAUGAUACAAGCAAAGUUUCCAUAUUUUAUCUUCAUACGGAUCAAACAUUUAUGCGAACAUCUAAAAAAUUUUUAUCGUUUGGACUCGAUACAUCCCUGCUAAGGAACAUGGAAGAACUUCCCAUCGCGGACGAAAGAUUUAUUAAUUUGGCGCGACAUUUAAAUCCUGCAUUCAUUAGGAUUGGAGGGACAUCCGCGGAUUGCUUAUUUUUUAACCAGACUCAUACAACAUCUGCACGAAUAAUAAGUCCCAUUGAUGGUCAAGAUAUUAGUAACUUUACUAUUACUAAUACGGAUUUUGAAUUGUUAUACAAAUUUACAAUACAAUCCCAAUUAAGGAUGCUUUUUGAUUUGAACGUGUUAAUUAGAUAUCCGAAUGGUACCUGGGAUGAUACAAAUGCUCAAGAUAUUAUUUUAUUUGCAAAAGGAUCCAAAAUGAAUCUAGAUUGGCAAUUAGGAAAUGAACCAAAUUCAUUCCAUCAUGUAUUUAAUAGAACAAUAACAGCAGAGCAACUUGCAAAAGAUUACUAUCAACUUCGAAAUCUAUUAAAUAAAGUAGGUUACCAAAAAAGCUUUCUUGUUGGACCAGAAGUAAAUCAUAUUGGAGAUUCGAAUAAAGGUCAAUCUUAUGCAGAAGUAUUUUUGGAGAAGGAUAAAGAUAGUAUAAAUUAUGUUACUUGGCAUCAAUAUUAUCUGAAUGGACAUGAAGCUCAAGUUAAUGAUUUUAUAAAUCCUUUAACAUUCUAUUAUUUGCCAAUGCAAAUUGAAAGCAUGUUAAAGACUAUUAAAAAAUCAAGAAAAUCCAUUUCUAUGUGGUUGUCUGAAACCAGUUCAGCAUAUGGCGGAGGAGCACCAGGUUUAUCAGAUAGAUAUAUUGCAGGAUUUUUAUGGUUAGAUAAAUUAGGUUACAGUGCUAAAACAGGUGUAAAUGUUGUUAUAAGACAAUCCUUAUUUGGUGGAAAUUAUGCUAUGAUUGGACCAGAUCUUUUACCAAAUCCAGAUUGGUGGAUUAGUGUGAUAUACAAACAAUUUGUAUCUGAGAAAGUAUUAAAGAUAACAUCACCAAAAUCUUCUGAAUAUAUUAGAAUUUAUGCUCAUUGUACUCCAGAAGCAUCUUUGAUAAAUCGUGUUCCUGCUAUUACUGUAUAUGGAAUGAAUCUAGAUAAAUCUUCUGCAAAAAUAAUAAUUCAAGGAAUCUUUCACAGACUAAAUAAAAACGUAAAAAUUUUUCUAUAUAGUCUAACAUCUGAUCAUCUGACCUCAAGGAACUUAAGAAUGAAUGGAGAAAUAUUGAAACUACAAAAUGAUGGUAAAUUACCACCUUUCCAUCCUAUAAUUGCAAAUCCUACUCAAAUUAUUAUUCUACCGCCAUUUUCAAUGGUAUUUAUGGUAAUACAUGGAGUUCAUGCUCCUACAUGUAUUUCGUAAUAUUACAAUUUAAUGACUUUAUUAUUAUAUAUACGUAUAUAUUUUAUAUUUUUCUAAUCAAAUAAAAGUCAUUUAUGAUAAAGAAAAUUGUACAAAUAAA
Messenger RNA from Vespula pensylvanica (western yellowjacket), 2079 nucleotides. Its product is annotated as heparanase-like. Gene Ontology annotation, molecular function: hydrolase activity, acting on glycosyl bonds. Gene Ontology annotation, cellular component: membrane; extracellular matrix. Bases 378 to 1979 code for a protein of 533 amino acids. The record is from RefSeq and is a predicted model, not a curated record. NCBI's taxonomy places the organism in Eukaryota, Metazoa, Arthropoda, Insecta, Hymenoptera, Vespidae. The transcript is spliced from 6 exons.